This is a messenger RNA of Solenopsis invicta (red fire ant), 852 nucleotides long. RefSeq lists its product as uncharacterized. The record is from RefSeq and is a predicted model, not a curated record. NCBI's taxonomy places the organism in Eukaryota, Metazoa, Arthropoda, Insecta, Hymenoptera, Formicidae. The transcript has 2 exons. Bases 148 to 696 code for a protein of 182 amino acids.
GAGAUGAGCCGAUGAUCACUCUUGAUAUUUUUUCGACACUCACUCCUGCUCCAAACUUCAAAUAACACUCUUUGGGCAUCACAACAAAAAUAUUCUCGCCCAGAUUUUCUUGAGGCUCCGAAAUUGAAUCCAGAGGUUGAACCAGCGAUGCAAGAAGCGGCAAUAAAAAGAGAUAAACACUUCCUAGAAAACCAAAAUAAUAUUGGCUCGGCGAUUGCGAGCGUAGGCUCUGCGUUAUCUCUAAUACUGUCAGCAGACGAGGAAGGUUUAGACGAACUCUUAAUUAUAGAAAGACUUUCUGAUACGAUUAGAUUCUUAGCUGAUCUUUUUAACAAACAGACAGUUUGUAGGAGAGCAUUUAUUUUACCGGGCUUAAAACCUAAGUUAAAAGCAGCUCUGGAAAAGACUAAGGCGGAAGAGUUUCUUUUCGGAAAAGAAUUGAGUGAAAAAAUCAAACAAGUAGGCGUUAUGGAAAAAAUGGCUAAGACACUUAAAGAACAACCACCUAAGAAGCAGAAUACUUUUUUUCCAAAAAACUGGAAAGGCCAUCCAGGGAGGACCUGGAACAGUACUCAGCCAUAUCAACAACAGAACCAAUCGAAACGUCGAUUUUUCAAGAAGAAGACUCAAUAUCAAAAUCGCUCUCAGAAUUCGAGCACCAAGUCAGCAACGGUGAACGACAAGAAAACAACUUAGAUACAAAAUGCCAAAGAGACAUAGAAAGUCAAGUGAUAAGGAUUCAACGGAAAGAUUGGAGAAAAAAAUCCGAAAAUAUCAAAAGAUAUUGAGCAAUCGUCAGGAAGUAGAAUUGGAGGUUAGAAUCUUCCGAAAAACAGAUUGACCCGCAAUUAG